AUGAAAUCAGAAGAAUAUCGAACCCAAUAUCACCAGUUCAUGAUAGAAUACAAGGAUCUUGGCCACAUGAAAUUGGCUCCUACAAUUCCCAGUCAUCGAACGCAGUAUUACCUACCACACCACGGUGUCCUCAAACUAGAUAACACCACCACCAAAUUAAGAGUAGUAUUCAAUGGUUCCUACGUCUUAAUUUGGAUCAGAAGACAACGCUACCUGUUUGCCACCGACAUCACGAAAAUGUAUAGACAAUUUAAAGUACAUGAAGAUGACUGGGACCUACAGAAAAUUCUAUGGGUUAAUGAAAACAAUGAAGAAGUCUCUUAUCAAUUGAUAACUGUUACUUAUGGAACACGAGCUGUACCCUUCCUAGCAGUGAGAACACUACUGAAAUUAGUGGAAGACGAAGGAGCAAAGUACCCUCUAGCUGUGCCUUCCAUCAUUCAUGGAAGAUACGUUGACGACAUAUUCGGAAGUGCGGACACUCCUGGACAGCUAGUAAAGGUCGCACUCCAGUUACGAGACCUCUGCAUGGUGGGCGGUUUUCCACUUGCAAAAUGGUAUGCUACUCACAAGGAUGUCACCACUGCAGUUAAUGCCAACCAUAUUCAACCACAAGCAGUUUCAUUCGACGAUUGCACAACAAAAAUUCUUGGGCUAAAAUGGUCUCCUCAUUCACGACCAUACAGACACCAAAGUUUUGUAUCGCCAGUUGUAAUCAAGGCAAAGAUAUUCAUGCAGGAGCUCUGGCUACACAAGCUACACUGGGGCGAAGCCUUACCUGCACAACUGUCAUCCCAAUGGAUGAUCAUUAGAUAUAGAUUACAAAUAAAACGUUUAUUAAAAACGAUAUCCUACGACUUAUGAAUUAAAAUGGAAGCGCUUGUUCAUGACUUAACAUUAGCACUUGAAGAAAGCAAUAAUAAUAUGCAUGUUCGACAUCAUUGGAACAUUAGAAGGCGAACUCAUUCUGCAGGAAACAUUCCUUCAUUUACUGUAAGUAAAAUAUCCGAAGAUAGUUCAUCCUCUAUGUGUGAAAUGCAUUUUAAAAAACGUGUAGAAAUGUCAUCCAUGACAUUGAAAUGUCAUUCAGAUAGCGAUGAUUAUAAUUAUAAUAAUAGAUUCACUCAGUUUUCAACAAUAAACAAUAUGAAUAAUAUAGAAAGUGAUUCGGUUAAUGAAAAUUUUAUACCUCGAAACAUUACACGCCGUAAAAGAAAAUUUAAAAAAAUGUCUGUUGAUUCAGAUUAUAGUCCUGCAACAUCAACUGCUAUGGCUAAUAUUGUUACUACUAAUGACAAGAAAAAGCAAUUUUUUAGAAACAAUUGUGAUAACAAUCAAGAUAUUUGGUGUGGGAAAAGAAAAAGAUCGUACCGAGAACGAUCAACGGAUUGUGAAAUGCAAUCUACAAAGUUGAUUCGCAAUACAAAAAUAAAGAAUAAAGAUAAGUCUUCAGAUAAUAAUGCAAUGGAUUGUUCUUACAUAUCAAGUUCAAGUAUAUCUUCUAGUGAUUCCGAAGGAAUAAUUACAAAUGAAGAAGAUCGAGAAGGUGAUGAUGAACAAUCAGAUUGGAUCGGAGAUUCAAAUUGGUGGGAUGAUUCAGAAAAUAAAAACGAAGAAAAGUUACCAUUUAAUACUGCAUUUCAAUCUUUAAUACAUUUAAAUAUUGAACAUUUCAAUGAAGAAUCAAAAAGAAAUUAUAAACAAAAAAUUCAAUGUAUUCGUGAUGGUUUAAAUGGUCGUGAAAUUCUUGCUGGUCGUAGGCAUGUUAAUAAUAUCCCUGGAUACUCUAUUAUUACAUCAGUUAAUGAAAAAAUUUCUAGAUUUUUACAAGAUUCAAAUCAAACUAAACUAAAAUUAUAUCCAAUGCGACAAUUUGAACGUGAAAAAUUACGUCGUCUAGCAUAUCUUUAUAAUUUGAAUGUAAAAGGUGAUUUAACAUGUCCAGUUUUAUGUAAAACUAAAUAUACUACUCAAACAAUUUGUGUCGAUACAGUAUCGUUGAGAAAAUUAUCUGAUCAAAAGAAAUUGCAAAAACCUCUAAAUUCAAAGAGAGCAAUAGAAAAUCUCGUGUAUAAUAAUGCAAAAAUAGAUCAAUUAUCAAAUACUAAAUAUUUUAAAAAAUAUAAUACAUUGGAAUUCUAUUUUGGUCUCGAUGAUCGAGCCCUUAAUUUUCUUUUUGAUGAUUUGGUCCUCGACUUUGACCUUGAUAAUCUAGUCCUUGAUUUGGACAUCAAUUUUGACCAUGAUUUUAUAGUAGAUUUUGUUAUAGAUAUAAACUCAGAUGUGGAUCUUGAUCGUGAACUUGCAUUUAAAGAAAGAGAUCUAGAUCUAUAUCUAGAUACAUAUUUUGAUGAAGAUCUUGAUCUUAAUUCCACUGUAUGUGAAGUAUUUGAUAGAUUUUCUACUUUAGAUACAGAUUUCGAACAGAUUUUACCGGUCAUGCCACAAUAA
This is a messenger RNA of Ceratosolen solmsi marchali, 2451 nucleotides long. RefSeq lists its product as uncharacterized. Gene Ontology annotation, molecular function: nucleic acid binding. The transcript has 11 exons. Lineage: Eukaryota; Metazoa; Arthropoda; Insecta; Hymenoptera; Agaonidae. The record is from RefSeq and is a predicted model, not a curated record.